AUGGUGUGUCCUCUGAACUGCAUCGUCGCUGUGUCCCAGAACAUGGGUAUCGGCAGGAAUAGGGACUUGCCCUGGACCCCGCUCAGGAAUGAAUUCAACUAUUUCCAGAGAAUGACCACAACCACCUCAGUGGAAGGUAAGCAGAAUCUGGUGGUAAUGGGUAGGAAGACCUGGUUCUCCAUUCCUGAGAAGAAUCGACCUUUGAAAGACAGAAUUAAUAUAGUACUCAGUAGCAAACUCAAGGAACCUCCCCAAGGAGCUCACUUUCUUGCCCAAAGUCUGGAUGAUGCCCUAAAGCUUAUUGAGCAACCAGAAUUAGCCAACAAGGUGGACCUGGUGUGGGUCGUGGGUGGCAGCGCUGUUUACAAGGAAGCCAUGGAUCAGCCAGGUCAUGUCAAGCUGUUCAUGACAAGGAUCAUGCAGGAAUUUGAAAAUGACACAUUUUUUCCAGAAAUUGAUUUGAAGAAAUACAGGCUUCUCCCGAAAUACCCAGGUGUGCUUUCUGAGGUCUAGGAGGAGAAAGGCAUUAAGUACAAAUUUGAAGUAUAUGAAAAGAAUGAUUAAUGUGAAGGUGUAUUCUGAUCUAUUCCAAGUUGUUUCUCUUCCUCCUAAACAAAUUAUGUAUUUAUAAGUUAGGAAAAAAAUAUUUGCUCUGGUUUUUGAUC
Molecule: messenger RNA, 665 nt
Organism: Octodon degus (degu)
Lineage: Eukaryota; Metazoa; Chordata; Mammalia; Rodentia; Octodontidae
Product: dihydrofolate reductase-like
Exons: 1
Coding region: 1-513 (170 amino acids)
Biological process (GO): tetrahydrofolate biosynthetic process; folic acid metabolic process; glycine biosynthetic process
Cellular component (GO): mitochondrion
Molecular function (GO): dihydrofolate reductase activity; NADP binding
Source: RefSeq, a predicted model, not a curated record